This is a messenger RNA of Fonsecaea erecta, 339 nucleotides long. RefSeq lists its product as hypothetical. Bases 1 to 339 code for a protein of 112 amino acids. The record is from RefSeq and is a predicted model, not a curated record. Lineage: Eukaryota; Fungi; Ascomycota; Eurotiomycetes; Chaetothyriales; Herpotrichiellaceae. The transcript has a single exon.
AUGGCCGACAAAUAUGAGCCUCCUCAAUACCCUCCACCCGCGCAGUACCCCAACCACAGCCAGACAGGCUUCCAGUCCCCUCCUCCCCAAAUGGCCUACGACCCUAACUACCAGCAACAGUACGAUGCCAGCCGCGGCAUGAACCAGGGUUACUACGGUGGGCCGCCGCCGCCGCAGGGCUACUAUGGCGGCCCUGGAUACGGGCCACCGCCUCCGGGCUGGAACGGUCAGCCGCAGCCGGUCAUAUAUCAGAGGGAUCGAAGCGGCGAUGGGCCAGGUAUCUGCACAGGAAUAUUGGCCGGGUUGGCGUGCUGUUGCUGUUUAGAGGCAUUAUUUUAA